CAAUUUGCAAUCAGUAGGCGAUGAAAUCAAUGCAAAGAGCACAAAUCAAAGAGAUGCACAAACCAGUUUCUUUUUUGAGUCGACAUCGAAAAUAAGUGUUCUUUCAAGUGUUCUUGUGUUUUAAGCAUUUAUCAGAAAGAUGAACAACAAUAUGAUCAUUUUCAAGAAAUUACGCAAUCGUAUGGUUCCUUACUCCCCACCGAGAUUGAAUCGCAGGAAUAACCGGGGUCGCGUUCAGAAUGCGCCAGCAUCACAACCCACCGUUGAUGCCGAGGCUGGCCCUAUGGCUGAAGCUGACAUUGAAGUUAUGGAGGAGGCUGACCUUAACAAUAAUAUUGAGGAAGAUGAUAUGGCUGAUAAUGACCCUACGGCUGAGGCUGAAGUUUUGGCUAGGGCCCCGAGGUGGGGAUGGAAUUUCUUGCCGAGGCUGACCGUGAGAUGGAUGUUUAAGUUAUGGCCGGAGCUAAGCCUACGGCUGUGGCUGAAAUUGAAGUUAUGGAGGAGGCAGAGCUUAAUUUUUAAACUGAGGAUGAUGAUGUAUCUGAGGAUGACCCGGAAUAGGAGGGAGGAAUAGAAUGAUUGAUCGGCAAUCCAAAAAUAUAAUAAGUAAAUGCAUAACGGACAUGUGCAAUUCAUGUCCGUUA
Messenger RNA from Drosophila simulans, 644 nucleotides. RefSeq lists its product as uncharacterized. The transcript has 2 exons. NCBI's taxonomy places the organism in Eukaryota, Metazoa, Arthropoda, Insecta, Diptera, Drosophilidae. The record is from RefSeq and is a predicted model, not a curated record. The coding region runs from base 140 to 574 and encodes 144 amino acids.